Molecule: messenger RNA, 1148 nt
Organism: Exserohilum turcica Et28A
Lineage: Eukaryota; Fungi; Ascomycota; Dothideomycetes; Pleosporales; Pleosporaceae
Exons: 2
Biological process (GO): translation
Cellular component (GO): cytosolic large ribosomal subunit; ribosome
Molecular function (GO): RNA binding; structural constituent of ribosome
Source: RefSeq, a predicted model, not a curated record
CAAUGGCCAUGCGUGCCCUGCCCCUGCGUGCGGCGAAUGCGCUGGCCAUGCCCGCCCGCCCAGCCAUCCGCCCCGCCGCCGCCAUGGCCGUGGCCGUGUGCCGCCGCCAUGGCUCGUCGCCCGCUUCGUCAGACGCCGUCCGAGACCUCGAAGACGCUUCCUCGCUUCAGGUGCCGCCGCCGCCGCGCGAGCUCGCCGCCAGCUUCGACCCCGUCGCGACAAGCCGCCUGCGCAGGCGCGGCCACAAGCAGCUGCCGCCCAGCAGGUACCAGUAUCGCUCGCCCAAGUACUACCGCGGCCCGCUGCACCCUCACCAGCCCCCGCCCGAGUCGGACCCCGCGUCGCGCCUCUUCCAGCCGGGCCCCUUCAGCCUGACGCGCCUCGAGCAGACGUACCAGAGCACCAUCGCCGCCGACCUGCUCACCCUCACAUACCAGCACUACCCCCCCGGCUACCGCGCCCCCACGACCGACCAGCGCCUGCGCGAAUGGACCGGCGACUCGCCCUACUUCAAGAACCGCCCGCUGCGCCCCCCGCGCGGCAAGGGCGAGGUCCUCCGCCUGCUCCAGGAGCCGCGCACAUUCCGCAACGUGCCCGCCCUCACAAAGGUCAUUGUCCACUCCAUGGUGCCAGACGCCCAGGAAAACAGCGGCCAUCUACACGUUGCCGGCAUGGUCCUGCAGGCCAUCAGCAACGUGCGCGCCGUCUCCCACAAGGCACGCCACAAUGUCGUCGGCUGGGGCCUGCGCAAGGGCAGGUAUGUCGCAGUCACAUCGACCAUGGACCGCGCCCACGCCGACGACUUCCUCGCCAAGCUCAUCAACGUCGUCCUGCCCAGGAUCAAGGAGUGGAAGGGCGUGCCGGGCUCCUCGGGAGACGGCCACGGCAACUUCAGCUUUGGCCUGACCCCCGACCAAGUGUCCCUCUUCCCGGAGAUCGAGGUCAACUACGACGCCUAUCCGCCCAAGAUGAUUCCCGGCUGCCACAUCACCAUCCAAACCGACGCCACAAGCAACAAGGACGCGCGCCUGCUGCUCCAAGCCAUUGGCAUUCCAUUCCAUGGCAAACUCAACGACUAACGGCCAGCCUUCUCUGGCUGUGUACAAGACAUGUAGUAGAUGUAAAUACAGCUAGCUAUCCUGGCUGCC